Molecule: messenger RNA, 1432 nt
Organism: Lolium rigidum
Lineage: Eukaryota; Viridiplantae; Streptophyta; Magnoliopsida; Poales; Poaceae
Product: serine/threonine-protein phosphatase 6 regulatory ankyrin repeat subunit B-like
Exons: 13
Coding region: 44-1432 (462 amino acids)
Molecular function (GO): protein binding
Source: RefSeq, a predicted model, not a curated record
AACUCCCGCUUUUCGGCUUCAAACUCGCUCCCAAUCCGCCGCCAUGACGCGCCCUAGCCGUGAAUUCCCCUAUGCUCCCGGGACGCCCCAGAGUGAGCUCCUCGUCGCGGCGGCCGUGGGCGACCUCGCUCUCCUCGAGCGGAUGGCCAGGAAGCUCGACGGUGGUCGCGGCCGCCUCGCGGAGACGGUGGAAGCCGUUAAAGAUCACGGCGCUGGGGCGCUGCACCUCGCCGCCGGAAACAAGCAGGCGGAAGUGUGCGAGUACCUGGUCGAGGAUGUCCGGGUGGAUGUGGAUGCCCUUGACAUAUGCGGUAGAACACCUCUGGUUUGGGCAAUUACUUGUAAAGAUGGACACGUGGAUAUUGUCAGGUACCUUCUUGAUCACGGUGCCAAUCCAGAUAAUGUCGACAAAACAGGAUUUACCCCUCUCCAUGAGGCUGCCAAAAAAGGGCACUGUGAAGUAGUAGAACUCUUGCUCUCUAGAGGCGCUUAUGUCGAUCCAUUUUCUACUGAUAAUGGAACACCGUUGCACGUUGCUGCUAAGCAUAAGCAGGACAGCGUCAUGAAGAUUUUGCUAGAUCACCAUGCAGAUUGCAACAAGAUUCUUGGCAGUUUCUGCUCACCUCUCAUGCUUGCUAUCCAUAGUCGCUCAGUGAAAUGUGUGAACCUACUGCUUGAGGCUGGUGCCGAUGUGAAGGGUAUGCGUACUACGACGCCCUUGCAAAGUGCUGCAAUGGGUGGCCUAACUGACGUCUUGAAGCCCCUGUUGGAUGCUGGUGCAGAUCCUGAUGUCCGAGAUGAACUUGGUCUCUUACCAAUACAACUCGCGGCAUACUUUGGUACACGCAAAGAUGUCGAGAUCCUGUUUGAAGUUACUUCUUCUCGUAUUCCAGCUGUACAUGAUUGGAGCGUUGAUGGAAUAAUUAGUUAUAUUGCAAAAUCACAGCCAAAGUUGGAGGAUCACCCUUUGUCUAAAAUGUCAGUAGCUAAGUUGAAAGAAGAAGGAGACAAAGCUAUGCAUAAAAAGGAUUUCAAUGCUGCAUUAGAAUUCUAUACCAUGGCUAUGGUUAUUGAUCCUGACAAUGCUGAUUCAACCUUGAUGGGCAAUAGGGGUUUUUGCCGGCUUCUACUGGGCAAUGGCGAGGGUGCUUUAAAUGAUGCCCUUUUUGCAGGACAGUGCAACCUGACUGUGUAUGAAAAGGCAUGUGAUGCAUUUCUUGAUGGUCUCAAAUUGAAGCCAGGGUUUGUUGGAAUAGAGAAGGCGCUAAGGGAAGCUCUGAGAUUAUUGAAAGAAUCUCAUGCUGACAAGAAGAACGGCUCGGAAGGACAAUAUCGUGAAGUCGAGAGGAAAGAAACUGAUGAGGACGUCGGUGGUGGAAGAUGCAGAUGCGCCUGCCGUAAAUUUGCAGUAGGGGUGGACUUGAACUGCUGA